GGUUCAUGCUAGAUCUAGUUCUUCCUCACGCGUGCGCGCAGAGGCUAGCGGGACCUAGGGCACCGGCGAGGAUGAGCACCAGCAGCGAUGCCGUCAAAGCCCAGGCAUUGGAGCUCCUCGCAAGCGCCGAGCGCCUCCCCCGCCUCGUUGUCUUCGAUCUCGACUACACGCUGUGGCCCUUCUGGUGCGAAUGCAUGUCAAAGCGAGAUAAUCCGCGGCUCUAUCCCCAGGUGACCGGGAUUCUCAGCGCGCUCCAGGAGAAAGGCGUCGCCAUGGCUGUGGCGUCGAGAACUCCCACACCCGACAUUGCCACCGCCUUCCUCUCCAAGCUCAACCUUGCCACUCUCUUCUUCCCCAAGGAAAUCUACCCGAGCUGGAGCCACAAGACCGAGCACUUCCAAAAGAUCCAUCAAAAGUCUAGCACGCCUUUCAAGGACAUGCUCUUCUUCGAUGACGAGCAACGCAACAUAAAAGCAGUUUCACAAAUGGGCGUCACAAGCAUUCUUGUGGACGAGGGCGUCAACCUGGAAGCUCUCCGGCAGGGGCUCAAGGAUUACACCAAGAAAUAGCUCAUCGAUUCGAGGUUACAGGUAAGGAGAAAUCUAAAUGCAUAGGCAGUAGGAGCGUAUCUUGAGUGUCACUCUUCUAAACAGUGGAAGGCAAAACAUCUCCACCACUUCGUACUUCUUGUACACUACCACCCAUUCGCUUGUGGGACAGCCCAUUCUUUCUUCCUCGUCUUCAUCGCUCGACGACUCAAGCCUCUCUCAUUUCAUCUCUAUUCUUGCAUUCUUUGCCCCUCUUCAUUUUCAUCACCACCAUUGUAUUCUUUGCUCGAUUCCUUCUUUUCUUCCUUCUUUUCUUCGUAGGGUGUGUAUAUCCAAGAUGUUGGAGUUCCUUUAGCAUUCUGUUUCGAGAGAGUUAGAUUCGUGAGAGAAGAAGCAAACACUAUGGGAGACCUCAAGCAAUGGCGCAUCCUGAGAGCUGCGACUCGAGCAAAGAAGAGAUUGAUUGGAAUGGAAGAAAAGCAUGUGAAAUCUGCCAAGGCGGAUAAGCUCGGCAUCUUUUCCUGGAAAGAAAGCAUGGAGAGAUCGAGGAGAUCCAAUUCCAUAGAA
Messenger RNA from Selaginella moellendorffii, 1115 nucleotides. RefSeq names its product magnesium-dependent phosphatase 1. Gene Ontology annotation, molecular function: acid phosphatase activity. Lineage: Eukaryota; Viridiplantae; Streptophyta; Lycopodiopsida; Selaginellales; Selaginellaceae. Bases 6 to 569 code for a protein of 187 amino acids. The record is from RefSeq and is a predicted model, not a curated record. The transcript is spliced from 4 exons.